GGAGGACGUCUCGCGAUACGGGACGUGUUUUGGUGGACGCAUAGGAAGUAUUGCGGAAGAGGAGGCUUCUUCGUUACGGCUAACAAACGAAGCUAAUUAUCCGUCCGAGAAGUUGCUUCUUUAUUGCCUUUUACGCCUAAAACAAACACCCGGAAAGUAAGGGGCAAAGAUGACCGCCGCGCCUUACAACUACUCCUACAUCUUCAAGUACAUCAUCAUCGGUGACAUGGGUGUGGGCAAGUCGUGUUUACUGCACCAGUUCACAGAGAAGAAAUUCAUGGCCGACUGCCCUCACACCAUCGGCGUGGAGUUUGGCACCAGGAUCAUGGAGGUCCAUGGCCAGAAGGUGAAGCUUCAGAUCUGGGAUACGGCGGGCCAGGAGCGCUUCAGGGCUGUCACCCGGUCCUACUACAGGGGAGCCGCCGGGGCCCUAAUGGUCUAUGACAUCACCAGGAGGAGCACCUACAAUCAUCUCAGCAGCUGGUUGACGGACGCCAGGAACCUGACCAAUCCAAACACGGUGAUAAUCCUGAUUGGCAACAAAGGCGACCUGGAGGCGCAGAGAGACGUCACGUACGAGGAAGCCAAACAGUUUGCGGACGAGAACGGUUUGCUCUUCCUGGAGGCCAGCGCCAAGACAGGCGAGAACGUAGAGGAGGCCUUCCUGGAGGCAGCCAAACGCAUCUACCAGAACAUCCAGGAUGGCAGCUUAGACCUGAAUGCUGCCGAAUCAGGAGUGCAGCACAAGCCGUCCGCGCCGCAGGGAGGGCGACUCAACGCGGACAGCCAGCCACCCAAAGACGGAUGCAGCUGCUAACCAAUCAACGGACCAAACGACGGACAGACACAAAGACGGACGGACGCAUUGCUUCUUUUUUUGCUCUCCUGGUCGGGAGUCUCUCUGAACUCACCUGAAUCCCCAACGUCUCGUUCCGGAACCCUCAAGCGGGAAGUACGUUUCAACACAAGUCUGCUUCACUCGCCUCCUCACAGAAUUCCCCAAAAGAGAAAUAAACAUUGUUCUUGCACGUGGAUGUGAAAGUGUACCCGUCACAUUCCAAGGGCUGCUCCUCUCUCAGACCCCAAAAACCCAUCACUUUUUUGUUGUUGUUUUUUUUCUGUCCUCUACGGCUACACCCUGUUAAGUCCAUCUGCUCUGUUGUCCUUCAUUACGGUUUCUUCCGGACUGAAAGAUUCCAAACCUUUUUGUCCGCUCUUACGCUCAUUCCCUUGCCACAAUGCAUUUGGUAGCGCAAAGAAGCAGUUCUACUUCAGUCCAGGUCCCCCCAAAAAAUCUGCAAUGAUAAUAGACAAGAUAAUGGGAUUGGAAAGUCAAAGAAAUCUCUCUGAUGGACUGGCUGGAUUUAGUUUCGAGUCCAAAGUUCACCCCUAUUUUCAUUUCCAGACCAAACCUGUUGACAAAGUAAGGUCCUAAACCAGUUGUCUAUCAGUCCAGGUCAGAAAGAACUGGAACAAUCACAUACGGAGUCAAAUGACGAGAAAAUUCACUUGAAAUGUUAGUUCUCGACUCAGGUCCCCUUUCUGGAAUGGAAUGGAUCUAGAAUGAUUGCCAACUUGGAACUCCAAACAGUCCACAAGUAGCGUUUCUUUUGGACUGGAACCUGUUGCAUGUUUCAUGUCCAAAGACUCUCAUUCUCAGACCAUAAUGGUGGACUAACUAGGUUCUGAACCAGGUCUUCUACAAUCUGGUAGGAAAGAGCCAGAUGACUUGCAGACUGGAACAUACGUUCAGACCGUCCACCAAGACCAAUUUUUCUGGACUUGAAGUUCAGAGUCCACCAAGAGUCUCAUUUCUAAAUUAGACACGUGGACCAAGAAAGCCCUAAAGCUCGUCCCUCUUUGUGUGCCUCACAAAGAUUCGAAAUCCAAACACCAGUCCAGAAUCUCAAGGUUCAAUGAUCCUGGCUCGUUCAACUAGUGUUUCAUCCCAGUUUUUUUUUUUCUCCAAUGACAAACGUCUUGAACGUAAAAGUGUGGUUCAAGGAAGGUCCAAAGGUUUUUGAAGGAACGUAAAAACAGACUUUUUAAAGUUCUUUUUUUUUUUUUUUUUUAAAUGAGACCAUUCUUUUGGGUUAUUAUUUAAAGUCCUUCAAUUGAAUGUUUUUCUGUUUAAUGUUUUCUAGCAAGCCCAAAAUGCUAGCUCACAGUACACUCAUUCCUGAUGUAGCAUUCCGGAUGCGUUUUAGCUCGCUCGCUUCCUUUACGGGCCUCCUAGCUAAACGAGCGCAGGGGCAGCCUCUGUAGUCCCGUUGAGUUAACGCUAAAAUAUUUUUGGGGGACGAUAGGGGUUGUUUAAGUGUGCACUUUUUUGCUGCUUUGUGAUUGGUUGACAGCAGCCCCACCUUCGGUCAGCAUCUUUGCUUGUCUGUCUCAAUGUAUGUUUAGCAAUUGUUCAAUAUUUUAAAAAAAUAAACUUUUCUUCUUGGAGACACUAA
This is a messenger RNA of Syngnathus typhle (broad-nosed pipefish), 2456 nucleotides long. Its product is annotated as ras-related protein Rab-14-like. NCBI's taxonomy places the organism in Eukaryota, Metazoa, Chordata, Actinopteri, Syngnathiformes, Syngnathidae. The coding region runs from base 170 to 817 and encodes 215 amino acids. The transcript has 8 exons. The record is from RefSeq and is a predicted model, not a curated record. Gene Ontology annotation, biological process: defense response to bacterium; phagosome maturation; Golgi to endosome transport. Gene Ontology annotation, cellular component: phagocytic vesicle; recycling endosome; Golgi apparatus. Gene Ontology annotation, molecular function: GTPase activity; GTP binding.